CUAAGAUGCGUCAUUCGCCAUUUUGGUGUUAGUUGAGGCGAUAUUGCAAUAAUCGCGCCUGCUGCAGUAACUUCGCGUUGUUAUUGACGGAGAAUCGUGUUAUUUUCAGUGUUUCUGUCGCGGGGAAUCAUGUCAGAGAAUCCGGACACCGACACACCGGAGCUGGAGUCCGAAGAGAAGCAGGAUUCUCCAGAAAAGAUCUGUAACCCAAUCCUGUCUGAAGAGGCCAAACUGAAGGCAAAAUAUCCAAAUCUGGGACAGAAACCAGGCGGUUCUGACUUUCUGAUGAAGAGACUACAGAAAGGACAAAAGUACUUUGACUCGGGCGAUUAUAACAUGGCAAAAGCCAAAACGAAGAGCAAACAUGUGUUGGCGGCCGGACCUGAAGAGAAGCUGGUGACCGGAGACCAUAUUCCCACACCGCAGGAUCUUCCUCAGAGGAAACCCGGCGCACUCGCCAGCAAACUGGCCGGAUAAACGCAUGGAAACACUCCAACACACACAGAAACGAGUCGUAGUGUUUAUUCUCGGGGUAGUUGUGGGUUUAAAUGAGGGAACUAAACCUCUAGAGAAGAUCCGGACACUGAAGCUGCAGGUCAGAUCGGAUCUAAUGCCAGAUAGACUAGAGAGAGAGAGAGAGAUAUGAUGAAAUAUGACGAAACCAGCAGGGCGCGUCACAAACCAGUCCAGAACAGGCGUGACACGAUGAGACGGAGAUACUGCUGAGCAACGUCACCCUUACUGGCCAAGAGUCUGGAGUCAUUAUGACUUCAUAAGAGUCUCUUCUGCUCACCAAGGCUGUGUUCGUUUGAUCAUAAAUACAGUAAAAACAGUGAAAUAUUAUUCCAGUGUAAAUCAGCUGUUUUCUAUGUGAAUAUAUAGUAAAGUUUAAUUUAUUCCUGUGAUCAAAGCUGGAUUUUCAGCAUCAUUACUCCUUCAGAAAUCAUUCUAAUAUGUUGAUUUUAUAUAUAAUAUGCUGAUUUAAAAGAAAUGAUUACUUUUAUUCAUCAAGGAUGCAUUAAAUCAAAAGUGACAGUAAAGACAUUUAGAAUGUAUCAGAAGAUUCUAUUUCAAAUCAGAUCUUUCUGUUCAUCAUAGAAUCCUGAAGAAUAAAAUGUAUCAGUUUCCACAGAAGAGACUCUUUCAGAAACAUUAAACAUCUUCAUGAUCCCACGCUUUUGACCGGUGCUCGAGUGACUCGAGCGAUCAGUAUCUGCGUCUGUUUUGUUGAAGUAGUUUGACUGUUUUUAGACUGAACAAGUAAAACCCAGAUUUUUCAUGCACUUUUUGGUGGGGAAAAGAGAGAGAGAAAAAGUAUUUUUAUUUUUGAAGUGUUUAUUUCUCUGGAUGAUGUUAUACUGUUACUGUUUGACAGACUCAACGUACUGAUCUACUAUUUUAACUUUCAUCUUCUGAGACUAAAUUGAGACAAACUCAGACAGUUCUGACUCAC
Megalobrama amblycephala (Wuchang bream) is the source of this 1453-nucleotide messenger RNA. RefSeq names its product endosulfine alpha a (gene ensaa). The record is from RefSeq and is a predicted model, not a curated record. Gene Ontology annotation, molecular function: protein phosphatase inhibitor activity. The transcript has 3 exons. Lineage: Eukaryota; Metazoa; Chordata; Actinopteri; Cypriniformes; Xenocyprididae. The coding region runs from base 130 to 477 and encodes 115 amino acids. Gene Ontology annotation, cellular component: cytoplasm.